Gambusia affinis (western mosquitofish) is the source of this 3426-nucleotide messenger RNA. RefSeq names its product protein-O-mannosyltransferase 2 (gene pomt2). Lineage: Eukaryota; Metazoa; Chordata; Actinopteri; Cyprinodontiformes; Poeciliidae. The record is from RefSeq and is a predicted model, not a curated record. The coding region runs from base 421 to 2688 and encodes 755 amino acids. The transcript has 20 exons. Gene Ontology annotation, molecular function: dolichyl-phosphate-mannose-protein mannosyltransferase activity. Gene Ontology annotation, biological process: protein O-linked glycosylation via mannose. Gene Ontology annotation, cellular component: membrane; endoplasmic reticulum.
CGUUUUUGUUUCAAUACAUUUCCCAGAAGGCAACGCAUUCCAUAUGUAUUUGUAUUCGUAAUGCUCCACUGUAGCAUUUAGCUGCCUAUAACGGUAAAUUACGGCUAUUUGCACCAGCUAACUUGGAUUUAAUCGCUAGUUGAUCGAAAAGGAUAUUUUGCUGGAAAACUAGUUUUCCACACAAAAUGUUUUGAAGCUCGGGGAUAUCAUAUCUGAUGAUCAUGUCUGCUAAUUUGUUAAGUGAGGGAGGUAACAUUAAAUGCACUGAUAGUGUUUACAGUAAUGAGAGUUGAUAUUUUCUAUUAAAUUUAUUUUUUAUAGCUGUAAUAUGUUGUUUGCCUCUUUUAGCAGGACAUAAUAAGAGCCGUAUGAGUCUGUAGCUACACAUUUGGUGGUCAUUUAAAAAGGUGUUAUUUGCUAAUGGAAAAAGAAGAAUGUAUUUCUCAGUGUCACAAAACGAGGGACAGUUCAACAUUACGAAAUCGGAAGGUCUUCCCAUCUCCAGAGCAAACCCAUCAAUCUCCAAUCACUCCAGAAUCAAAGAUCAAGCAAGAUGACACCUCCUGCUCAAAUGGUUCAUCUGGUGAUUAUUCAGCCAGAGCAAGUGUUGAUUCCCCAAACCAAUUGCUUCUCAUUGUAGUAACAGGACUAUCUUUCGCUACACGGCUCUAUAAGAUAACAGAACCCCCUCAUGUGUGUUGGGAUGAGACUCACUUUGGAAAGAUGGGAAGCUACUACAUCAACAGAACUUUCUUUUUUGAUGUGCAUCCUCCUCUUGGAAAGAUGCUGAUUGCUCUUGCUGGUUACAUGACUGGCUACGAUGGCACCUUUCCUUUUGUAAAGCCGGGAGACAAAUAUGAACACCACAACUACUGGGGAAUGAGAGGGUUUUGCGCCAUAUUGGGGUCCUUCCUGCCAAUCUUUGCUUACCUCAUAGUGCAGGAGCUGUCUCGUUCUCACACUGCUGCUCUCAUCACAGCCACCCUGCUCAUAUUUGAUACAGGCUGCAUCACCAUCUCUCAGUACAUCCUGUUAGACCCCAUCCUCAUGUUCUUCAUCAUGGCAGCCAUGCUCAGUAUGGUCAAGUUCAACCAGCAGAGCUCCAGGCCUUUUACUGCCCCCUGGUGGCUGUGGCUCGUACUGUGCGGUGCUGCUCUUGCUGGUGCUCUCGGGGUGAAGUUUGUGGGUCUGUUUGUUAUCCUCCUGGUGGGUCUGAACACAGCUGGAGAACUCUGGAGGAUUUUAGGCAACCUGAGUCUCUCACUGAUGGAUGUUGCAAAGCACUUCCUGGCCCGUGUUGUCGGCCUCAUCUUGCUUCCACUAUUUCUAUAUGUGACAGUAUUUGCAGUUCACUUUGCUCUGUUGAAUAAAAGUGGCCCAGGCGAUGGUUUCUUUAGUUCGACUUUCCAGUCGCGUCUCAUUGGAAACAACCUGUACAACGUGUCCAUGCCAGAGUACCUGGCAUAUGGCUCCACCAUUACUGUGAAAAAUCUCCGUAUUGCUGGAGGUUAUCUCCACUCCCACUGGCACUUAUACCCCGAGGGAGUUGGGGCAAAACAGCAGCAGGUGACAGCUUACCUCCACAAAGACUACAACAACAUGUGGCUGGUUCACAAACCAGAUAAUAAUACUCAGUCAGAGAUUCCUGAUUUGGUUCGUCAUGGUGACAUCAUUCGGUUGGAGCACAAAGAAACAACCCGUAACCUUCACAGCCACCUCCAUCAAGCUCCUCUGACCAAGAAGCACUUCCAAGUUACAGGUUAUGGAAUUAACGGAACAGGUGACUCUAACGACCUGUGGCAGGUGGAGGUUUGUGGAGGCCGGAGGGGUGACCUGGUGAAGGUGCUGCGUAGCAAAGUUCGCUUUCUGCACAAAGCCACGGGCUGCGUGCUGUAUUCAUCUGGCAAGACUCUUCCGAAGUGGGGCUGGGAACAGGUGGAGGUGACCUGCAGUCCGUACCUGAAGGAGACUCCAAGCUCUCAGUGGAACAUCGAGGAUCACAUCAAUCCCAAAUUACCCAACAUUAGUCUUUCACUACUGAAGCCUAAUUUUCUGGAAAUCUUGCUGGAGUCUCAUAUAGUCAUGAUAAGGGGUAAUAGUGGCUUGAAACCUAAAGACAAUGAAAUGAACUCCAAACCUUGGCACUGGCCCAUCAACUACCAGGGAUUGAGGUUUUCAGGUGUAAAUGAGACGGAAUAUCGUGUUUACUUACUGGGAAACCCUGUGGUCUGGUGGAUAAAUCUGGCCAGCUUGGGUUUGUAUCUCAUCAUGGUGACAGUGUCAUCUAUAGCUAUUCAAAGAGGAAUAUCGCUGCAGCAGAAAAGAUUAGAGCAUUCCGAGGUUCUCACGGGAGGAGGUGGACUUCUGCUGCUCGGCUGGCUGCUGCACUACGCCCCCUUCUACAUUAUGGGCCGUGUCCUCUACUAUCAUCACUACUUUCCCGCAAUGCUCUUCAGUAGCAUGCUGACAGGAGUUACAUUAGACACUCUGCUGAGAAAUGCCGAUCUGUUACUAUGCCAACCCUAUUCUGAUUGGCUGCAGAGAGGAGGGCAGAUGAUACUUUUAUUUACCGUUCUGUACAGUUUCUACAUGUUUCAUCCACUGUCCUACGGCAUGACGGGUCCUCUUGCACACGAGCCAGGCAGCGCCAUGGCUGGCCUUAAGUGGAUGGACUCCUGGGAGUUUUAGUCACUUUUACAAGAGCUUGACUCUAAUGUUGUAUAGUGCAGGUCAGAAGUUUACAUGCACUUAUUAUUGGCAUGAACAUCAUAUUAAUUAGGAACUACAAUGAGAAUUGGAUGCUCAGUUUUCAAUUUAAUUUGGAUUUUCUCCUAUCUAUAUGUGUAGAUUUUACUAUUUGUCCAUUAGAAAGAUUCAAGUGUAGAUUAAAGCUUUUGUGUCCAAUUCUUGACUGUUAUGUUUAUACAAAUUAUUGAAGUUGUUUGUCGUAUUGUCUGCUUAAAGGAACAAUUCAAAUGCAUCAAUAAAACACCCUUAUUAUUAUGGUAGUCAUCCCCAUCAAGAGUGUAUGUAAACAUUUGAUCUGAACUGUUUGCUGCUUUCUAACAAAAAUAUUUUCUUACAGUACUGACUGAAAACGUAUGUGUCCUAGUAUUUGUGUCAUAGCAUUUCUUGUAUUGCAGGCUGUGUGUAGAUGAAGAACUGUGUGUUGUGUGUGAGAGUAAAAACUAGAUGCCAUUCAUCGACAAGAAACCCUUUCUCACACUAUGCGUCCCAUCUUUAUUUAGCAAAGGUGCCUCCUAUUAACUGAUUAUGGAAAAGCUGAGUAGCUUAAUUCUGCGUUGUCUGAUUUUUCAGGCAUUUUUUUCAGUUGUCCUCAUUUUAGAGUUAGUAGUCAACUGCUUUUGUGAACAACUUCUGAAAGUUUUUAUAUUUUAGUGUGACAAAUAAACUGAUAUUCUUUUA